CCUCGUCCCCCACUCGGCCACAUCCCCCAAAACUCCACAAAAAUCUCCGCUCCCAGUCCCCAAACCCGCUCGCCCGGAGGCAAGCAGCCGCCGCCGCCAAGCCAAACGCCCUUCCGCCACCGCCGCAUCCCUCACACACGCCCCUCAGAAAUCCCCAGCCAUCCCCCGCCCGCGCGCCAUGGCCUCCGCCGUCUCGCUCCUCCUCUCGUCCCCGCGCCCGCUCCACCGCGCGGCCCCGUCCCUCCUCAGCCCCCCCGCGCCCCGCGCGCGCCUCCCCCUCCUCGGCCCCUCUUCGGCCGCCGCGCUCCUCCCCCGCCGCCCCCACGGCCUCCUCGCCCCGCCGCCGCGCGCCAACAACGACAACAGCGACGCGGUGGGGGCGCCGGACCGCCUGGUGGCGGCCGUCGCCUACCUCUACCCGUUCCUCGACGGCGCGCACCACGGCCGCUUCCUCGUCGCGCAGUACCCGGUCUUCAACGCCGUGCUCAGCCCGCUCGGCCCCGCCGCGCGCCUCUUCCACUCCUCGCCGCUCACGCCCUUCCUCCUCUUCAUCACCCUCUACUUCGCCGUCGUCCGCAACCAGCAGGCCUUCUCCCGCUUCGUCCGCUUCAACGCCAUGCAGGCCGUCGCGCUCGACGUCCUGCUCAUCGUCCCGGACCUCCUCGCGCAGUCCUUCGCGCCCUCGGGCGGCGGCAUCGGGCUCGACAUCUUCACCAGCCUGGAGAACACCGUCUUCCUCUUCCUGCUCGUCUCCCUCGUCUACGGCGGGGGCGCCUGCCUGCUCGGGAUCACGCCGCGCCUGCCCAUCGUCGCGGACGCGGCCGAGCGCCAGGUGAUGUGAGCUUGCUCCAAUCUUACCCACCACAAAAGGGAAACGGAAUCUGAUACACCCGAACAUCUCCAUGGUUCAUUGAUGUUUUUGGAUCUUAAUUCACAGGUUUAGUAUAGUACAGUCGUUGCUACGCAUUUAGUUGUAAAUUCAAUGGAUGGAAUCAUGAAAGGCUGAUACAAUGGCAUUAUAGAUCACUCCAGUGUAUGACAAAUCAGUUGAAUUGUUA
Messenger RNA from Triticum dicoccoides, 1058 nucleotides. Its product is annotated as protein TIC 20-v, chloroplastic-like. The transcript has a single exon. Lineage: Eukaryota; Viridiplantae; Streptophyta; Magnoliopsida; Poales; Poaceae. The coding region runs from base 179 to 841 and encodes 220 amino acids. The record is from RefSeq and is a predicted model, not a curated record.